This is a messenger RNA of Epinephelus moara (kelp grouper), 7398 nucleotides long. RefSeq names its product anoctamin 8a (gene ano8a). NCBI's taxonomy places the organism in Eukaryota, Metazoa, Chordata, Actinopteri, Perciformes, Serranidae. Gene Ontology annotation, biological process: chloride transmembrane transport. Gene Ontology annotation, cellular component: plasma membrane. Gene Ontology annotation, molecular function: chloride channel activity. The transcript has 18 exons. The coding region runs from base 93 to 3311 and encodes 1072 amino acids. The record is from RefSeq and is a predicted model, not a curated record.
AUGCGACGGCCAUGCAAUAAAAGCAGAGUCCUCCGUGUAGUGCGGUUUUGCAGCUCCUCCAUCACCACCUGGAGUAUUCGUGCACCACCACCAUGCAAGCGGCGGGCACCGGAGCAGCUGAUACCGACGCUACUGUAAACGGUAGCAGCAGCAGCACCGCAGACGUCGACGACAGCGACGGGGCAGGGGAGAGGAUGGAGAGGACGGUGCCAAGCGAGCAGCAGGACAGGACCAACAACCAGCAGCAGCAGCAGCAGAAGACGUCCUUAUCACCAUCCGGAGUGCUCGAUAAAUUGUUCGGGAAGCGCCUCUUGCAGGCCAGACACUACAUUAUGUCUCGUAAGUCCUGGCUGAAGAUGGUGCCCACUGAAAACUGUGAUAUCCUGAUGACAUUCCCAGAUACAAUCGAUGAUCACACUCUGCUGUGGCUCCUGAAUCAGAUUCGUGUCGGAAUCCCACAAGUCAGCAUUCAGGUUCGGCAGCACAAACACACCCAGGCACACGCCUUCUUCAUCACGACAACAUUUGAGAACUUACUGCAGGGAGCCGAGCAGAUGGGCAUGCACAAGGCCGUCAAACCGCAGUUUGGCGGCGGGAUGCGGCGCUUUUCCUGCGAGGAGGACAACAUCUAUGAGAACAUAGAGAGCGAGCUCUGCUUUUUUACAUCGCAGGAGCGUCAGGGCAUCAUCAAGUAUUGGCUGGACAAUCUGCGAGCCAAACAGGGGGAGGUGCUCCACAACAUUCACUUCCUGGAGGGACAGCCAAUCAUUCCAGAGCUGGAAGCUCGAGGGGUGAUCCAUCAAAUGUUUCCUCUCCACGAGCAGAGGAUCCUCAACCAGCUGAUGACAUCAUGGGUCCAGGCUGUGUGUGAGAGGCAGCCCCUGGACGAUAUCUGUGACUACUUUGGAGUGAAGAUCGGCAUGUAUUUUGCCUGGCUGGGUUUCUACACUAACUCCAUGCUAUACCCUGCUGUCAUCGGCUUUCUGCUCUGGAUACUCGCUGAGGCUGACCAGACCAGCCAGGAUAUCUGCUGUGUGGUUUUUGCCCUCUUCAAUGUUGUGUGGGCGACGCUGUUUCUGGAGCGCUGGAAGAGGCGAGAGGCGGAGCUGGCCUACAGGUGGGGCACCCUGGACACCCCCGCAGAGUCCUUGGAGGAGCCCAGGCCGCAGUUCAGGGGAGUGAAGCGCUGCAGUCCCAUAACGGGCUGUGAGGAGUUCUACUACCCACCUUGGAAAAGAGCUCUGUUCAGAUGGCUGGUCAGCCUGCCCAUCUGUCUUCUCUGUCUCUGCUUUGUCUUCCUCGCCAUGCUCCUCUGCCUGGAACUGCAGGAAGUGGUGAUGGAGAUUCAGGAGCUACCUGGUAUCACAAGAUUCAUUCCUAAGAUACUUCUGGCCAUUACUGUGACCAUAUGCGAUGAAGUGUAUAAGAAGAUCGCCUACUGGCUUAAUGACAUGGAGAACUACAGACUUCAGAGUGCCUAUGAGAAUAAUCUCAUCAUCAAGAUGGUUUUUUUUGAAUUCAUCAAUUCGUAUCUUAGCCUUUUCUACAUUGGAUUCUACCUCAAGGACAUGGAGCGACUGAAGGAGAUGCUAGCCACUCUACUGAUCUUCCGCCAGUUCCUACAGAACAUCAAAGAGGUUCUCCAGCCUUAUCUCUACGAGCAAAACAAGCUGGGCGUCUUCACCCCCAAAGUGCUGUGGGAGCUGCUCCAGACCAUCAUACUCAAGUACGGCCGCCUGGCUCUGGGAAAGGCCCAAGCCUCGAUGACAGGCUACUCCUUCCUGGGUCCCAAAGGGAUCCCCGUCACUCACACUGCUAACGGCAACCCAGAGCAGAAGAAAAGAGGGGAUCUGAAAGCUGGAUUCAGGCUGACGGAAGAGGAGUGGGACAUGAACGACAGCAAUCUGAAGCAACGUAAAGUCAGCUUCACUGAGAAGGUUGACUACCAGGAUGUCAUGACAGAAACGCUGCCGGUGGAUCGCAGCUGCCUUGAGGACAGUCCUACACUGGUGGAGGAAGGGAUGGAUCCGUCAAGCAUUUUUGACAGUUGUGAUGAGGACAGCGACUGUGAAUCGCUGUCUCAAGAAUCUGAAUCUCUGUGUCAGAAAAGAAAGAACGUCAGUGAGGAGAAAGAGCAUAAGAAGUCAUGGAUGGAUCCACCAGAGGAACCCAAAACUGUCACUUUGACCCAAGCUGAGAUUGAGAGCUGCAUGCAGACAUACGAGGAUACGCUUCAGGACUACCAGGAAAUGUUCAUCCAGUUUGGCUACGUGGUGCUCUUCUCCUCUGCGUUUCCCCUGGCGGCCAUGUGUGCUCUUAUCAACAACAUCAUCGAGAUCCGCAGCGACGCCCUGAAGCUCUGCACCGGCCUGCAGAGACCAUUCGGACAGAGGGUGGAGAACAUCGGACAGUGGCAGACUGCAAUGGAGGCCAUGGGUUUGAUAGCCAUUAUAGUUAACUGUUACCUGAUUGGUCAGUGUGGGCAGCUACAGCGUCUGUUCCCCUGGUUGAGUCCUGAGAUGACCAUCAUCUCCAUCGUCUUACUGGAGCACUUUGCAAUCCUCCUAAAGUACAUCAUCCAUGUUGCCAUCCCUGAUAUCCCUGGCUGGGUUGCAGAAGAGAUGGCCAAGCUAGAGUACCGACGAAGGGAAGCUUUCAAGAAGCACGAGCAGCAGGCCCAGCAGCACUUCCAACAGCAGCUCAGACGCCGGCGUGAAGAGGAGGAGCUCCAGCGUCAGGCUGAGCUGCAGGCCGAGGCCCGUCAGGAGAGCGACCACAGGGCAGACACGCAGCACCAGCACCACCACGACAAAGCACCGGGGGGCAAGGCAGGGGACAAACCCAAGAGACCCAGCUCUCUGCUGGGGAACAACAAUGUGAUGAAGCUGAAGCAGAUCAUCCCUCUGCAGGGGAAGUUUUCCUCCAGCACGUCUCGCUCACCAGCUCAGUCCCCAACAGGAGGUGAGGCGAAGCUCCCAGGAUUUCUCAAGUUCUUGAAGUCGCCUGAGAUGAAAAAGGAGCCAGCGGUGGCAGCUGGAGCUCCAGCCUCAACAGUGACCUCCUCUGUUCCCCCUAGUGGCCAGGAGAGGUCACAGUCCCCCAACAGGACAUUCAGUCCUGGGAAACUGUUCAGCUUCAGCAAGUCAGAGGGGACAGUGGUGUGUGUGAACGGGACACAACCACUGCCCCAGCCUGCUAACGCUCAGCCCAGCAGGGGCGACUUAAACACAUCGCUGGAGGAAUUACCUUCCAAUGAGUCAGAUAAAGGAGAAUCAAGACAAUUGACUGAUUUAGAAAACUCUAAGAGUUAAUAAACGUUCAACCAAUGUAAUAUGAUGAAGAGCAAUGUACAAAUGUUCAGGCAACAUUCAGAGACACACCUGUACCGUAAGAGAACACAUUAGUCACAAGGACCACAUGUAAAGGUCAGCGAGCGGUAGACUUUCACUCUUGAUGCAACUUACUUCGCACAAGGUAUUAUACUGUAUCCAUUAACACUUGAUUAUCUAACUUCCAUGUAAAAUAUGUACAGUAAGUGUAACUGCUCGAAUGGGGCUUGACUAACCUUUACUUAAGGUUAAAAUACUGCAUGACUGCCUGGUUUUUAACAGCACCAGAACAGAUUAUGUUGAUGUGGAGGAUCUUUCGUUCCAAACCCAGAUCAUUAAAGGUCCAGUGUGCAGGAUUUAGGGGGUGUAUUGACAGAAAAGGAAUGUAGUAUUAUAAGAAUGUUCUCUUUAGUGUACAAUCACCUGAAAAUAAGAACAGUUGUGUUUUUGUUACCUUAGAGCGAGCCAUUCAUGUUUACACUACGGGUGGAUCCUCGUCCACAGAUAUCGGCAUGUUUUUACAGUAGCCCGCAACGGCAAACCAAACAUUGGGUCUAGAUAGAGCCAUUCAUGUUUUUGUGUCGGCCACUGUUGUAAGUAGCCCCUCCAUGACACGCAGUGUAGAAAAAACUCAGACUUUUUUAACGUGAAACUGCUUUAAUCAGUGUUUUUACCAGUUUAAAUCACCAGGUCCGUUAGUUUCGGAAAGGAUGACACCUCUGCGGAUAAUUCAGCUCCCAAUAAAAACCUCCUGAACAUCUGGAUCCUAAGUUAUCAGAGAAAAAAGGUGAGCACACAUUAGCAGGUACUAGGCUAGCGGUACAUCUGCAACAAGCCCAAACAGCAUCAAAGAAACACUAAUUUUAACACGACACCACUUUAUUCAGUGUUUUUACUUGUUUGAAACACCAGGUCCAUUUGUUUUGGAGAGAAGGAGACCUCUGUGGAUAAUUUCGGCUCCCAGUAAAAACCUCCUGAACGUCUGGAUCUUAAGUUAUUAGAGAAAAAAGGUGAGCACACAUUAGCAAGUGCUAGGCUAGCAGCCUGUCUGCCACAAGCCCAAACAGCAUCAGAGAAACACUAAUUUGUAACGUGAAAGGUGAGCACAUAUCAGCAGGUGCUGGGCUAGCAGCCUGUCUGCAACAAGCUGAAGUAGCAUCAAAGAAACACUAAUUUGUAAUACGAAACUGCUUUAUUCAGUGUUUUUACUCGUUUGAAACACCAGGUCCGUUAGUUUUGGAAAGGAUGACACCUCUGCGGAUAAUUCGGCCCCCGGUAAAAACUUCCUGAUCGUCUGGAUCUUAUGUUAUCAGAGAAAAACGGUGAGCACACAUUCGCAGAUGCUGGGCUAGUGACACAUCUGCAACAAGCCGAAACAGCGUCGGAGAGACACUAAUUUGUAACAUGAAACUGCUUUAUUGGCUGUUUUUACCACUUUAAAUCACCAGGGCCAUUUGUAUUGGAGAGGAAGAGACUUCUGCAGAUAUUUCGGCUCCCAGUAAAAAAAAAUUCCUGAACAUCUGGAUCUUAAGUUAUCAGAGAAAAAAGGUGAGCACACAUUAGCAAGUGCUAGGCUAGCUGCACAUCUGCAACAAGCCCAAACAGCAUCAGAGAAACACUAAUUUUAACACGAAACCACUUUAUUCAGUGUUUUUACCAGUUUAAAUCACUAGGUCUGUUUGUUUCGGAAAGGAAGAGACCUCUGCGGAUAAUUCGGCUCCCAGUAAAGUCUUCCCAAACGUCUGGAUGUUAGGUUACCAGAGAACAAAGGUGAGCACACAUAAGCAACAAGCUGAAACAGCAUCGUAGAGACACUAAUCUGUAACAUGAAACUGCUUUAUUCAGUGAUUUUACUGGUUUGUUUUGGAAAGGAAGAGACCUCUGUGGAUAAUUUGCCAAUAAAAAACUUUAAGAACAUUGGAUACUGAAGAAAUUCUAACCUGGAGAGGUUUCAGCUGGUUGCACACUGCAGUCCUCACUGCUAGACGCCACUAAAUCCACCUAAAUCGUACUCACUGGACCUUUAUUGGACACAAACAGCAGCUUCCUAUUCCAGGUUUGUUUCUCAUCCUGAUGCCUGUAUUGAAUGCAUGUUGCAUCAUGUGCAUGCAUUACACGUCCAUCAUGUCUUUUUCAGUUGUAAAGCACUUUUUAAAGCCAUCGUAUUCUUCUGCAAUAGGUCAAAUUAUAUUCACUGUGACCAUAAAAAAAUAUUCUAUUUUUCUUAACUUUGAUUUUCUAUGAAUUAUUUUACUACAUAAAUUAGUGAAUGUACUUCUAUGAUGCAAAUAAAUCUCACUUGAAUAAACAUCCAUCAAGAGAUAAAGCAUUGGCUGAUUUUGUUAACUGUAAAAAUGUAAUGCUGGAUUGUGGACGUUUGCUGGGUUGGUUUGUUUCCUUGGAUUAGGACAUGUAUGAACACUAACAGUUGAAAGAGAACAUACACACUCUUGCGUAAGUACAAACCUAUGAAGGAUGUCUUUGCCAGAUGAUCUUUUCCCCUUCAAGGGACAGAUACACAUCUUGCCUCUUACCUGUAGUGCUAUUUAUCAGUCUAACUUGUUUCACCCCAAAAAACACUGCCAUUAACUCGGAGUUGUAGCUUUUACUGUAUGUCAUAGUGUAAUCUAUACAAGAACAAGAUCUGAAAUUGACAAUACAUUUAUACAACUCAAAAGCAAAGCAUUUGACAAUAAACACAUUCCAAACUUAAUUAGGUGACGAAAUACAAACCAUAUAACAAAAGUAGAAUUAGCUAACUCUUCUAUGAAGAGCCGGGAAAACAAAACUGCACGUCUCUGUUUUAUAGUCAUACUCGAGAACCUUACAGUGCAUGUUCUACUUGGAUAAGCAGCCUGACUGCACAUAAACUCUGUAAUCUUUGAACAGCAACAUGUAACAAAAGAACAAAAAUGUACAUUUAUAGACUCAACGGAGAGUCGUGCCAAACAUUAUUGAAAAUGUGGCAAAUACAAUUUGUGAGGCUCCUAAAGGUGCAAAGCAAACUAAGCAAAAUGCUUUAGUUUGUAUUGACUGGACUCUGGUUUGCAUCCCUCCAGGGUUCAGGAACAAAUUGGCUAAACAAAAUCAGAUGACAAUAUGGCUAACCUGGGGAAGACAUUACAGAGCGAGUCGCUGUCUUGUUACCUGAUAAAAAGGGUCAGAACAAUCACAAUAUACAUACUGUACAAAUAUACAGGACUUGUGAAGCUUUACGACGAGUGUCAACGACUUUAUGAGCAGCAAACACAGGCUGGUUAUUUAGCCCUGCUGUCACAAGCUUGUGAGUCCAAACACACAUUUCCACAAUAUUGCUUAAGCUUUUGAAGAAAUGUGACUGACAGCAGUCCAUACGGGUAGCCUACACAGCAGUACAGCUACAUUAUAAAUUUAAUCAAAACUGUAGUCAUCACCUGUUCCACAAAAUAUUGCGCUAAUCUUGCAUUUCCAAAGACACACAUGCUGCUCAUAAAGUGGUGACCUCAACCUACCGAGCAUCAAACUUAGAAUAUGGCUACAAAAUCUGCAGAUCACUCUGUACAAAAACACAUCUCAUUCUCUUGUAUGAGUGUAUUGGCUUGAAUGUAUCUUCACAGACAUACUAAUAUCCACUCAACUCAACAGUGGUUCAUGUCUUCACCUGAAACAACAAUGUAAACCGAGGGGUCACUCUAAGACAUAGUGAAAACACACUCGCUUCCAUUUAAGGCAACAAAUCAUCUCUCAUCUGGAGGAAACAGAUGAACAUUUCUUUCAGCACUCAACUUUUCCUGCAACAACAGCAAACCCUGAAUGGAUUAUUAAAUCUAAGCAACACUGCAGUGUUAUUUUCAGUUACUGUAAUGACAGUAAUCACAUAAAGGAUGAGCUAAAAAUAACAUUUUUAGGACCACUGUCAUUACGUGAUUCAAAACUAAAAGUUCUUAAUGGAGUGGGAGCCACAAAAGAUGGCAUUAAACACUUAAAUUAAAACAUGCAUAUCUCAGAGAUGGUUUGAAUAACAGCUCUAAACAGCAUUAAACCCUUAAAUAGCAGCAUAGGAGCUGCAUUUUUUUUUUUUUUUUUUAAA